ACAGUGUCGUGAUUCUCGCCAUUACGUUGUUUAUGUUCACUUGAUUUGAUAUAAAGUGAUUGCAUAAAAAGCACCACUUCAGUGAGUAGCAGCCAGCGGGACGAUGGGAGCCGCUGGUGGCUUUACGCUGGCCAUUUUCAAGCCACAUCUUCUACGGAAUCCGGUGGCCUACGCGGCGGCCCAGCAGCUGAUCGAGUCGAGCGGAUUGCGUGUGGUGACUAGCAGGCGGCUGCAGCUUACCGAAUCGGAAGCGAGACGGUUCUAUCGAGAGCACGAGGGAAGGUUCUUUCACCGCCGGUUGAUUUCGCUGAUGACCAGUGGACCCCUGGAAGUGCUAGUAUUGUCCGGGGAGAACGCGAUUGCUAAAUGGAGGGAAUUGCUGGGACCGACUAAAGUUUACAAGGCUGUAUACUCGCAUCCGGAUUGUUUGCGAAGUAUGUACGGAAUCUCGGACACGAGAAAUGCUGGCCACGGAUCAGCACCAGCUGACGGUAGCAGCCCCCGAUUGAAUCGGUACGCAGCGAACGGUCUCACGCUCGGACUGUGCAAAAUGCGCCGCGCCCGCCACGUCUCACCCUGCUGCACUGCUUCACUCCAUCGCAACGCGGACGGCGACGAAGCUGUUAUGGUUGUUAUGGAGUCAAAAAGCAUGCCAAACACGCUUCCAAUAAAUAUCGUAAUGCGCGUCGUGAUCGGCGGUUUUUGGACACGAGCUUUCGCCCUCCACCCCCCCUUUUGAAUCGCGCACCACGGAUAAGCCACGAGAAAAAAAAACUUCGUCGUGCUCAUAAAAGCAGACUAGUAACAAAAGAGGCUCCUGCCCGAUGGCGAUCAGGUUGCCAAUAGAGCCUAGCGUUAUUUGAAGUCGUAACUGUCGGCACAUUUCGUGGGAUUCGGUCGGGCACCACCGAUUUGCUUCACUAAUGGAGAGACAACCGCAGACCAUCAUCGGGAGAAGGGGGCAGCUUGUCGGGUUAAACGCUUUGAGCUCUCGGGUGAGCCUCGAAAUGCUAAUGAAUUUUCACACGAGCCACGAUCGGGCAGAGCGGCAACCCUCUUCGUCCCACGGUGUGUAGUGCUAAAAGAAAUCAAUUAAAUGCGAGCUGAGCGAAUAGAAACGACUUACUUAAUCGGAUCAGCAUAAAAGUCCUGCAAUAUUCUCGCUUGGCCGAUGUUGUUAUUUGCUUUGAAUGUUUGCCCGGUAGGUAUCUCGCAAAAAACGGUUAGAAAAUAAUAAAAAAUAUUAGGGUGUGGAGAAAAGAUAGGAAAAGACUUG
Molecule: messenger RNA, 1276 nt
Organism: Wyeomyia smithii (pitcher-plant mosquito)
Lineage: Eukaryota; Metazoa; Arthropoda; Insecta; Diptera; Culicidae
Gene: nmdyn-D6
Product: nucleoside diphosphate kinase 6
Exons: 4
Coding region: 104-739 (211 amino acids)
Biological process (GO): GTP biosynthetic process; negative regulation of oxidative stress-induced intrinsic apoptotic signaling pathway; UTP biosynthetic process
Molecular function (GO): nucleoside diphosphate kinase activity
Source: RefSeq, a predicted model, not a curated record